ACAAAAUACAAGUUUUCUGCUUUAGCGUCACGAGGAAAAAAAUAAGAUUGAGAGCACUCCUUCUAACAUGAUGCCUAUCGCUGGAGGCAUGUCCCAUAUGAUACCCACUCAUGUUCUGAGAGUCGGUCAAACUAUACACCUGGACCCGGAUCAGGAGGUAGUCACUCACUGCUCGCAAGCUAGUGAGCCCAACAGUCGCCAUGAUGAAGUGGAUUUUAACAUUUCCCUGGAAAACCUCAACCAGCUCAUGCUGGAACUGGAUCCAACCUUUGAACCAAUUCAAGUCAACAAAAACCAUCCGUGCAUCAGUCCAGCAGGAGAAGGAUACUGCUCCACAUCCACUGCGUCCCAAAGUAUUCCGAUCCCCAGGCCAAGCAGCAUAAGUUUCAGCCCCUCAGGCACACUGGUCUUUUCUGACUCUGGCUCCUCUUCCCGGCCUCCGCUGCCAUGUGGACAUGCAUCCAAACCAAAUCCCUCAAUAAGACAAGAUCUAUCCUGUUCCCAAGGCUCCAUACGCUUAUCUUACCCAAAUAGGAACAGCGCUGCUUCGCUACUCUCUACAUCAACAUGUUCAGAUACCAGCUACAUCCUUGGGAGCACUCUGUCUUUGGCCAGCGAAGAUGCAGAUGGUCUUGGGUCAUUCCUCCCUCUCAGCGAUGGGUGCAGGAUGAAGUACCAAGAUGGGUCAGAAAAGCAGGGACAGGAGAUGCCAACCGAACACUCCAUGAGCAGUCCUGAGCAGUCACUUUCUGGUUCUUUCACUGAUAUUCCGAUGUUGCUGAUCAAUGGCUUACCACAUCGCGACAAUAAAAAAUCCCCGACUUCUGAAGACAAAGUAGCACCAAAACUGUUUCAUCACAGUUCUGAAGCCCAUUUAAGUGGGAGUCAUUCAUCAAUGAAAUUCGUUAUGGACUCUUCAAAAUUUUGGUUUCGGCCACAUAUAAGCAGAGCAGAAGCUGAAGCAUUUGUGAAGGACAAGGAGCCUGGAACAUUUGUGGUGAGAGACAGUACCACAUACAGAGGAAGUUUUGGUCUUGCCAUGAAGAUUGACCAAACAGUAACCAGUUCUACCACAUCUGCUGAUAUGGGAGGCGAGAGCAGCUCUCAGUUUGUCAAACACUUCCUAAUCGAAUCAACAGCAAAGGGUGUCCGCCUUAAAGGCUCUUCUCAGGAACCGUACUUCGGAAGCCUUUCUGCGUUGGUGUUCCAGCACACUAUUUCCCCUUUUGCUUUACCCUGCAAAUUACUGCUCCACUCACAAGGAUUGAAUGGAGAAGAAGAAAGAAUGAAAGACAAAUUACCCACUGAGGAAAAGAAGGGAACAGCUUGCAACUUCAUCUACCUGAAUGCUGUCCCAACUGAGAUGUUGACAGGACCUUGUGCAGUCGAAAGGGCGGUGUCCUUAACACUCCAGCUACCGUCAGGCUCCUUUGAGCCCUCCAUCGUUAACCUGAAAGUCUCUUCAAAGGGUAUCACACUGACAGACAUUAACAGGAAGCAGUUUUUCAGACGACAUUACCCCGCUCACUUGCUUAGCUAUGGUGGAAAUGAUCCAGAUGAUCGAAGAUGGCGAAAAGGGUCAACAUUUGGUGCAAGGAUGUUUGGCUUUGUGGCAAAAGGCGUGGAAGCAGGAAUGGAAAAUGUGUGCCAUGUUUUCGCUGAAUAUGAUCCUCUGCAGCCCUGCAGCCCAGCUGUCAAAGUUAUUCAGGCUGUCAUAGCCAAAUAACAAAAAGUACAAUUACUUCAAAUUUUAGAUGCUUUGCAUCAAUUGUCGAUACAGUUCAUUUUUUCAGGUAAUAAGUGCUUCGGGACAAAGCAACAUCACAUAAUAUUACCUAAAAGUAACAUCUUUAAAUGAGUGAAUGCAUUGUGAAUUAAUUUGGUACACCAGCUUGGAAUAGGAAGGAAAUCUUAUAACCUGAAUAGCUUCCUAAAUGCUAAAAUAGUGCAAAAGCGAUCCAAACAACUUCUUGAGUUUUAGUUUUCUAUAGUGUUUGGGCUUGUGUCAUUUAAUGGCUUUGUGUACACAGGCUGAAAUGAUGUUGUGACAUCAACAUGUUCUGGGAUGGUUUAGCUCCUCUGGGUCCUAGUCUGUCUUUGUCGGUACUAACAAAUACUGUCUGUCAAUUUCAAUAAUUUUCCACAGUGGUUUACAUGAAAUGUCACUUUGCAACUGUAGGGGAAGCUGUGGGGCAGAAAAUAAAACAUACUGUGGCACUUUAACAAAACUAACGGCUGAUAUGUAAGAUAAAUAAAAGUUCAAACUAUGUAUUUGGAUUAACAUAGGGAUGGCCAUGCACAUGAUGCAACCCCAUUAUAGGCAAAUUUUCACAGAUUCGUCUGUGGAAAAUACAAUACAUCGAGACGAACGUUUGUUUGUAGCAAACAUAUAACGUUUUCGUCAGCUUUUAUUAAGGCACAUGCAAAAUUUUGAAAAUGAAUGAAAAUAUUCUGUGCUAUUUGAUAUUCAAGAUACUUUAAUAUCCACUGCUAAAAAUAGGUAAAGGGAAAAUUUAUGUUUUUAGAUGUUCCCUCUAUUUGUUGAGCAAUGUACUAGUAUAGAGAAUUUAUUGUUGGUCUGUCUAAUGAUAUGAAUUGUCUAGUAUUGUGAUGAAAGAAUACAAUAUGAAUAAAUUAGUGUAAUCUCAAAGCAAAAACCUCGCAGGGAUAAACUGGAUAACACUAUUUCCUGUAUUGCACUACUGUACAUUUUAAACUGUCUUCUGUUCAUUUUGGCAAUGUACUUUUUGUUAUGAUGAAUAAACAUGUUAAGCUUCUGUCGAAAUGCACCAAUGUUAAUCAUAACCAUCAGCAUUGCAUCAUUUUCACUUUAUUUUUAAGAUGAAAAGAAAGCAUUCAGCUGUUACAAUAGAAGGCCUACUACAAAACACAGAGGGUGAGCAUUUUUCAGCCAGAAUGAAUGUUUCAACAUUGGUAGGGACUAUAUAACAGCAUAACCUGCAUGUACACU
This is a messenger RNA of Corythoichthys intestinalis (scribbled pipefish), 2971 nucleotides long. RefSeq names its product tensin-4-like. Gene Ontology annotation, cellular component: focal adhesion. The coding region runs from base 68 to 1726 and encodes 552 amino acids. The record is from RefSeq and is a predicted model, not a curated record. The transcript is spliced from 13 exons. Gene Ontology annotation, molecular function: protein binding. NCBI's taxonomy places the organism in Eukaryota, Metazoa, Chordata, Actinopteri, Syngnathiformes, Syngnathidae.